UACCCAAACGACGACGCCGCCACCACCGCAAAAGCAGCAAAACCUUAGCUUGUUCACCACCACAACCGCCAGCCAUGGCGGCGACGGAUCAUGAGGUUGAGGAGGCGGUGGCGAAGGCGAGAGAGGACGACAAGAGCCGGCGGCAGGUGGACGGCUUCGACGCUGGGAAGGCGCCGCCGUUCCGCAUUGGCGACGUGCGGGCGGCGGUGCCGGAGCACUGCUGGCGCAAGAGCCCCUGGCGGUCGCUGUGGUACGUGGUGCGGGACGUGGCGGUGGUGGUGGCGCUGGGAGCGGCGGCGGCGGCCAUGGAUAGCUGGGCGGUGUGGCCGCUCUACUGGGCGGUGCAGGGGACCAUGUUCUGGGCGUUCUUCGUCUUGGGACACGACUGUGGUCAUGGGAGCUUCUCGGACAACGCGACGCUUAACAGCGUGGUUGGUCAUCUCCUCCACUCCUUCAUCCUCAUCCCCUACCAUGGAUGGAGGAUCAGCCACAGAACACAUCAUCAGAACCACGGCCACGUCGACAGGGACGAGUCAUGGCACCCGCUGACGGAGCGGCGGUACCGGCGAUUGCCUCCUCGCGCAAAGAAGCUAAGAUUCACGCCCCCCUUCCCGCUGCUCUUAUUCCCCCUCUACCUGUUCUACAGGAGCCCUGGCAAGAGGGGCUCUCACUUUCUUCCCAGCAGCCCACUGUUCAGCCCCAAGGACAAGGGCGACGUCAUACUCUCGACCACCUGCUGGUGCAUCAUGCUCGCCUUCCUCCUCGCCAUGUCGUGCGCGUUCGGCCCACUCCAGGUGCUCAAGAUGUACGGCGUUCCAUACCUGGUGUCUGUGAUGUGGCUUGACUUGGUGACUUACCUGCACCACCAUGGGCACCAGGAGCGCCUCCCCUGGUACCGCGGCGAGGAAUGGAGCUACCUCCGCGGCGGGCUGACGACGGUGGACAGAGACUACGGCUGGAUCAACAGCAUCCACCACGACAUCGGCACCCAUGUCAUCCACCACCUCUUCCCGCAGAUCCCGCACUACCAUCUCGUCGAAGCUACCAAGGCAGCCAAGCCGGUGCUGGGGCGAUACUACCGGGAGCCACACAAGUCAGGGCCGCUGCCACUUCACCUCCUUGGCGUGCUCCUCAGGAGCCUCAGAGUCGACCACUUCGUCAGCGACCAUGGCGAUGUUGUCUACUACCAAACUGACCAUCACCUCAACGACACUACUACUGAUGAUGCUCAUAAGCAAAAAUGACUUGCAUCAUUGCUGGGAGGGAUCCAUUCCAUGCCUGCGCUUUGCCAGCUGGGAAUAAUGAUAGAUGCCCGUACGUACGUCUCGAUAUGCAUACGGUUGAUGUUGGUGUUGAAUACCUCGCGCUCUCGUAUUCGUAUACGGAGUAGUAGGUGAAGUCAGUUGGUGCAAUGUAUUCCAUCUGUUCGUGGCCUAUAUAUUAUGCAAAAAAAUAAUGUCAGAAUAAUUAAAUCACAUGUGUGAGAUUGAAUAAAUAACCAAUUUCUCCGCAUCGUUUAUA
Molecule: messenger RNA, 1521 nt
Organism: Sorghum bicolor (sorghum)
Lineage: Eukaryota; Viridiplantae; Streptophyta; Magnoliopsida; Poales; Poaceae
Product: fatty acid desaturase DES3
Exons: 7
Coding region: 75-1244 (389 amino acids)
Biological process (GO): lipid metabolic process
Molecular function (GO): oxidoreductase activity, acting on paired donors, with oxidation of a pair of donors resulting in the reduction of molecular oxygen to two molecules of water
Source: RefSeq, a predicted model, not a curated record